GGUGUCUGAGCGCACCACGGUCCUGUACAGGCCUCCCUGUCCUUCCGCAGUGCCUGGAAGUUCACGCAUAUCCCGCGACGCUCUCGGAGCUGGAUUGACCCUCGGCGCCCGCCGUAGGCUGCUGCCUGUCAGCUGCCGGCGCCUUUGUGGAGCGGCGGAAGCGGAGCGGGGCCCUGCGGACGAGGGCGGGUGGAGCAGGAGGAGGAGGAGGAGGAGGUCCCGCUGCCAGGUGCGCGGGGGUCCCGCGGAGGCCGAGCUGCGCCUGGCGCCGCUGCCCCUCCCGGCUCGGCGCCGCUGCCUGCCGUGUUUCAGCCAUGUCUGACAAAAGUGAACUGAAGGCGGAGUUGGAGCGCAAGAAGCAACGAUUAGCUCAAAUCAGAGAGGAGAAGAAAAGAAAGGAGGAAGAAAGAAAGAAAAAAGAAACUGAUCAGAAGAAAGAAGUUCUUCCUGUACAAGAAGAAUCUGAUCUUGAAAAGAAGAGAAGAGAAGCUGAAGCAUUACUUCAGAGCAUGGGGUUGACACCUGAGUCUCCUGUUGCUGUGCAACCUCUGCGAGUAGUAACAGCGGAUACCUGUCUGUUUCACUAUUUAGUCCCUCCUCCUACCUCUCCGUCUUCCAAAUCUGUGAGUACGCCAAGUGAGGCUGGAAGCCAGGACUCUGGUGAUGGCGCUGUUGGAUCUAGGACGCUGCAUUGGGAUACUGAUCCAUCAGUUCUUCAGCUCCACUCUGAUUCCGAUCUGGGACGUGGACCUGUUAAACUUGGAAUGGCCAAAAUAACACAAGUUGACUUUCCUCCUCGAGAAAUUGUUACAUAUACAAAGGAGACACAAACACCUGUUAUGACUCAGCCAAAGGAAGAUGAGGAAGAUGAAGAUGAUGUGGUUGCACCAAAACCAUUAGCUGAACCUGAGGAAGAAAAAACAUUAAAAAAAGAGGAGGAGGAAGAAGCUGCCCCUCAUGAACUUACGGAAGAGGAAAAACAACAAAUUUUGCAUUCUGAAGAAUUUUUAAGUUUCUUUGACCACUCUACAAGGAUUGUCGAAAGAGCCCUUUCUGAGCAAAUCAACAUUUUCUUUGACUACAGUGGAAGAGACUUAGAAGACAAAGAAGGAGAGAUUCAAGCAGGAGCAAAACUGUCCUUAAAUAGGCAGUUUUUUGAUGAACGUUGGUCAAAGCAUCGUGUUGUCAGUUGUUUGGACUGGUCAUCUCAGUAUCCAGAAUUGCUUGUAGCCUCUUACAACAACAAUGAGGAUGCACCUCAUGAGCCUGAUGGGGUGGCCCUUGUAUGGAAUAUGAAGUAUAAGAAAACUACCCCAGAGUAUGUCUUUCACUGCCAGUCAGCAGUGAUGUCAGCUACAUUUGCAAAAUUUCAUCCCAAUUUGGUGGUUGGUGGCACGUACUCAGGCCAAAUAGUGCUAUGGGAUAAUCGCAGCAAUAAGAGAACCCCAGUGCAGAGAACUCCACUUUCAGCUGCUGCUCACACGCACCCAGUGUACUGUGUAAAUGUUGUUGGGACCCAGAAUGCUCAUAACUUGAUUAGUAUCUCAACUGAUGGGAAAAUAUGCUCUUGGAGUCUGGACAUGCUUUCCCAACCACAGGAUAGCAUGGAGCUGGUUCACAAACAGUCCAAGGCCGUGGCUGUUACCUGCAUGUCCUUCCCUAUCGGAGAUGUCAACAACUUUGUUGUUGGCAGUGAAGAAGGCUCAGUGUACACUGCAUGCCGUCAUGGCAGCAAAGCUGGAAUCAGUGAGAUGUUUGAAGGACACCAGGGACCAAUCACAGGUAUCAACUGCCAUGCAGCAGUUGGACCUGUAGACUUCUCGCAUCUUUUUGUCACCUCUUCUUUUGACUGGACAGUAAAGCUUUGGACAACUAAGAAUAACAAACCUCUCUACUCCUUUGAAGACAACUCAGAUUAUGUUUAUGAUGUGAUGUGGUCUCCAACUCACCCUGCCUUGUUUGCCUGUGUGGAUGGGAUGGGCAGGCUUGACCUGUGGAAUCUCAACAAUGAUACUGAGGUGCCAACUGCAAGCAUUACUGUGGAGGGCAAUCCUGCUCUGAACCGUGUGAGAUGGACGCAUUCUGGGAGAGAGAUUGCUGUAGGUGAUUCAGAGGGACAAAUAGUUAUAUAUGAUGUGGGAGAGCAAGUUGCCGUUCCACGCAGUGAUGAGUGGACUCGAUUUGGUCGAACGCUGGCAGAAAUAAAUGCUAACAGAGCUGAUGCAGAAGAGGAAGCUGCAACCCGCAUACCAGCGUAGAUCAUUAAAAAUAGGCAGCAGUGGUAGACUUGUGAAUGAUUUGAUGCAAAUCUUAAAAAGUGUAAGCAUGUGUCAGUUCAAAUAAUAGCUUAAGGGAGGAAUAUAUGGAUUCAGCUAUGGACUUUGAAAUGUAUUAAGAUCACUGAAAAUCUGAUCUUGCAUUGUCACUUUUUAUAUAUAAAUUACAAGCACAUUCUUGGAUUUGUGUACCUUUUAAUACAGUUAACUUUGACUUUGCAAGGAACUUCUUUUGCUGAAACACUAACCUGAUGUAAAUUUACUAUUGGGCUUCUGAAAUUUCCACUUUGUAACAGUAUCUAUUUCUGAAAAGUAAAAGUUCUGUUUCUAAACUAAACUUUCUAUAUUACACAGACUAACCUUCAUUAGGUAGUAAAUUUCUGAAGCAUUCUUUAAUUUGAACUCUUCAAAUUACCCAUGGAUAUGCAUGCAUGUGUUCCAAGUAAGUUUCAUUGUUUAUAUAUAGAUAAGCCUCAGACUCUGAUAGUGGGUAAUAUAUAUGAAUAAAAAUUUGUCUGUAGUUACAAACUUGAUAAUUGGACCUGAAUUAAUGAAAUACGUAUUUAAUAAUAAUGAGUUCUUUUGUUUGAAUUGGUACAUUAAAAGGAGAGACUGAUUCAUAAAUAAAUAUUAUAUGAGCACUUGUCAGCUGCCCUGACCCCUAAUCUGUGUCCCUUCAGUAGUUUGAAAGUAGAGAGUUCCUGGGAGCUGCUGGUUUCAUUUUACUACACACAUCAAGGAGUUGUUUUCUGCCCCUGACCUCCACUUCCUACUGUAGCAAUCAGGCAAAAGGAAAAAGGUUACUGUUGUCAAAGUUUUCUUUUCCAAAGGAUAAGGAACUAGAUCUUCACUUAAUUUCUGUAGCAUGAUGAUUUGCAUUCUGAUAACUACAGACUUGCUACUGAUUUUCCGUAUUAAGUUAAAGAAAGACGUUUUCA
Messenger RNA from Harpia harpyja (harpy eagle), 3214 nucleotides. It is a transcript of the gene DYNC1I2, whose product is annotated as dynein cytoplasmic 1 intermediate chain 2. The record is from RefSeq and is a predicted model, not a curated record. The transcript is spliced from 17 exons. Gene Ontology annotation, biological process: transport along microtubule. Gene Ontology annotation, cellular component: cytoplasmic dynein complex. Gene Ontology annotation, molecular function: dynein heavy chain binding; dynein light chain binding. NCBI's taxonomy places the organism in Eukaryota, Metazoa, Chordata, Aves, Accipitriformes, Accipitridae. Bases 315 to 2258 code for a protein of 647 amino acids.